Molecule: messenger RNA, 2876 nt
Organism: Heterobilharzia americana
Lineage: Eukaryota; Metazoa; Platyhelminthes; Trematoda; Strigeidida; Schistosomatidae
Source: the annotation of a GenBank genome assembly
AGCGUUGUAUGUCAAGGUAGGCUGUGGGCCACAAUGUACAAUACAUGUCUCAGCCACCUUAGUUACUGAAGGUUCACAACCUCAUCAGUCGGCUUAUCUGUCUCACCUACUACCCUUAACCUGACCUCUAUAUUACUAACAUAGUGAUUCCACCGUACGUAAGCCAUGCUACGAUGACGCCUAUCGUCAAAAAAACUAGUAUCUGCACAUCUGUUGAAGGCCACGUCUCAGCCGUAAAACAGGACAGAACAGGCUGCAGCGCAGUAUACUCAUUCUUCGAUAGAGAGUCUGAUAUUUCGCCAGUUGGCGCUGCAGAUGACGUGGUUUGGAAAAUGCUAAAAGGGUGCUGUAUGUCUGAGCUGUGGUCCCGUUAGCAACUAGUCCGCUCGGGUUGAUGUGACUCUCCAAAUGAAAUAUGUAAUGUGAUGCUAUAUGCAAAAGAUCAACCAGUCCUGGAAUUAAACAUCUCUUGUUUGCAUAAUGCCCAUUAAGCGAUCAUCUGGACGUUUGCCGCCUGUCAAUACACGAAAAACCUACGAAUCACCAGCGAUAUCACCACCUAUAAUCAAGCAUUGUACUUUUCCUGUUGUGCCGAAAUUCUCCAGUUUAUCAUUUCUUCUACUCAGUUUAAUAUUGUGCGUAAUAUCGACGAUAAUUCAAUAUGUGAAUCUAUACAAAACGGUGUGGUGGCUACCGAACUCAUCCAUUGAAUAUGCUAUAGAAUUCGACUUGAUCGACUAUCAUGGGUUGGCGCAUAUCCUGUUUAUGCUGUGCACUCCAUAUCUUUAUUUCAUGCUUAUUAAGAUCAUUCCAUCAUUUAUAUUGACAUCAUUUGUGAUAAGCUCAAUUCUUGGUUUCUUUAUUUUUGCCAUUUGGAGCUACGUUGUGCUAUGGAUUGUAAAUCGUAUACAAUAUUCUGGAGUGACAAUCCUACACAAUAUCUCUGGAGUACUUUUAUUAACGUAUUUUCCUGCAUUGACUCUUCUGACUUAUCAUUUCCGUUAUUUGGAGAAGGCUGUUAGUCGUUGCACCCGUCGACAGCAACAAUACUAUCACAGUACUGCCAAUAAUGUCAAUAAUAAUCAUCAAAAAACACUAUCGCGAUCCUCCUUCGUUAGCUUAAAAGGUUUUCUACAGAUCAUAUCAUCUUGCCUCAGGCGAUCCAUUGCAAUAUUUACAGACUGGCCAUGCCUUUCUUCAAAGAAUAUAUUUUUCCCAUUAUCGUAUUCAUCUGUAUCAUCUUUUCGAAUAUUAAAAGACAAUUCAUUAAUUCAAACUGCUUAUUAUACAAUGGAUUUAAACUCUAACAACCUUGUUCUACUGAGUCAUCAGUGUUUAGGUGCGACACCUGAACAAAUACGUGAUGAAGUGGAAUUGCAUCGAUGUGAUUUCAAUGCUAGAAUGACAGAUAUUUUAAUUGGUACAGGGCAUGCAGUGUACUAUGGGUGCUUUUUACCAAUCAUUUUUGUACAGAAAGAACAUUUGUAUAUAGAUUACUUAUGGUGCCUUCAACACUGUUUACUGACCGCUCUAUUAGUCUUUUUGUUACGUUGGCAUUAUCUUCUACCAUAUGAUUAUAUUGAUUUAUUGCACCGAAGUUCUAUGCACUUGGGAAGUUGGGAGAGUGUACUGAUACGUAGCGGGUUGACACACACUACAGUAUGGUCAGCAUCUGUUGUUUAUCCAUGUGGAGCUAUAGUCAAGCAUAUGCGUGGCCUCUUUCGAUCAGUUGGAAUAAAUAAUUGUGCAGAGCCCGGCAGUGCGCUUCAUUCAAGGUUUUAUUCAAUUUUCAACAAUCCUCAACGUAUCAGUAGUAUCCUGUUGUGUCUUUCUUCAUCUAUUAUAUUGUACCAAUGUGCCGCUGCAUAUUUAAUGGUUGAAUGGUACAAGUUGAUUGGUUUGGUGAUCAACGGGUUAUUUUGCUUUAUUAAUUUCUACUUACAUUUACGUAAUUCCAUCCUAAUGCAGUUUGUUUAUUCAAAAGAACGGGAUAGUAGCUCUUCUUCUUCUCCUCCUACUUCUACUGCUUAUUGUUGUCUGUCUCAGAUGCCUGCCUCCACUUCCACUGUUGGUAGUGGUAUGUCUUCUGUUCCUUCUUUUAUUCAUUCUUCUAAUGUCAUCCCAUCAAGUCAUACUGGUGUCAACAUGAACGUAGUGUCGGCAACGAUGACCAACGAGUAGCAGCAUAUUAGUGGUUGUAGAAGUAUCUCAUAUGUGAAUAGCUUUUGUUACUUCUUGUUGUAAGGUUUCAUUUCCUUCUACUUUCCAUUGUUUUUGUCGUUAUACGUUUUUCUUUGAAGUAUAUGUCUUGUUUACAUGUACAGUAACUACUGAACUGUCUCCAAAUUAUUCAUAAAAAUGUUUGAAUAGCUAUUGAUACUUUCGUGUACCUUUUAUUUAACAAGUGUUUGUACGUCUGUUCACGCGCACAUGUAUCAGUACCUGUUGUGGUUUAUUGGUUUAGAUCUUCACUUUCAAUCAGCGACUUAGGAAGUUGAUUGAACUUGCUACAUCUGUCAAGGUGUCAGUCGAUUAGUAUAAUUAGUACACGUGGUUUAUUUCCUAAUUCAAGAAUACGCAUGCGUUUUUUGAGUUGUAGCGUAAUAAUGAUUGCUAGAUAAGAGCUGAGCAAUUGGUAACACUCGUUUAUAUAUAGCAUAUAGUUUAGUUGUGACUGUUUCGCCUUUGUAAUGUCUGCAUGAAUCAACAAUUGUGCACACGUUUGUGUAGGAUACUUGGAUUUACAUUCGUUGUGUUGUAUAUGAGGAUCAAUGAAUUAUGAAGCUGUUGGAUUUGAGCUUUUAAACAACUGAGUGUAUAUUUCAUGGAAACGAUGUUUACGCUGCUUGUUUGUAAAUUAAAGUUGUUUCUUUCAG